AUGGAUGGAGUUAGCUUGUUGCUGGAAGUAUUACGAGCUGUACAACUCAGUCAGAACACAAUCACCGGAAGUAGCACGCUGAAUUCUCAAACCAUGGAAUUGCGCAAUAAUCAAUCAUAUCAACGCAGAGCACAAUUAGAUGAACUCGCUUGCUUACAAUGCUUAAGCAUUUGUUGUUCACGUUCACAUGAUGCCGCAGCUCGUUUGGGAACAACCCCUGUAGGACUGUUGCCUUUGGCAUGUUCAGCAACAGGAACAGGCAUUCGAGCAAGAAUUUUUUCACUUCAACUUCUGACAGUAGCAUGCGAUAAAAAUUCUUUGGGUGAUCACGCUCCGAAAGCUGCUUACAAUGGACAUCAGGCGGUAUCAGAAUCGUUGUCUACACUGAGACUUCGCUGUGCAGAGCCCGUGAGAUUUCGCUUAUUGAUCGGAAUUUUAAACAGCGGGGGUGGUUCAGGUGAACUUCAAUUUGCUGGAAUGAGAUUUCUCAAUACUCUUAUGGAAAGUUCCGAAAACCUUCAGAUAAGAUUAUAUCUACAAGCAGAAUUAUUUCAAGCUGGUCUCGAGCCACAUCAAAUGUCAAAGCUGAUUUCAUCAACUUCGCCAUGGAUGCAGAAGCUACUCGAUGAACUCAAACGAUGGGACGCGAUAAAAAUUGACAUUGAACGACUUCAAAAAGACGUUCGAAGUGCUGAACAAUGUAGAAGUAAAAUGGUCAUCUUGGAAAGAAAAGUUGAAAUGUUGCAAGAAGAAAGAAAUGUGUUUACAUCGAUUGAAAGACGCUUACAAGAAAAGUGUGCUGAACUUCAACGCGAGCUUAUGCAAUUAAAAAAAUCCAAUUCAACAGCUUCCACUUUAGAAAAGCGACCUGUCGCUCUUCCACGUCAGACAAUAACGGCUGGGAAUGUUUUAAAGAAAAAUUCCUCUGAGAAUGAAGAUGAAGGAAUCAGCAGUUCUGAGACGGGACAAUCUUCGAGUCCAAUUCCACCGAUUGAUUAUCAUGGAAAUCAUAAAAAUGAUGCUACAAAUAAAAGCACGUACGAUGACGACUUGACUACAACGAUAGAUGAUGUCAUUGAAGAACUCACAAAUAUCGUUAAUGAUGCUGAACGGGAAAUAACAGAAAAGCAAAAUAACAAUAAAAACAUCAUUAAGCCGCUUGCUAAAUCAAAAUCGGAUGAUGUACUCACUUCCGGAGUUGAAAGUGAAAUUGUUGUCAAUUUACUUCCGCAACCGCCGAGAAAGUCGAAUAAAUCAUUGGUUCAUAUUUUGGGGGCACAAAAUGAUGCUGAUGGAUCGGAUUACGAUCUUUAUUAUGCUGAUGUUGAUGAGAAUAAUCAACAACAACUUCCACAAGAAUCGCCUUACGAAAAUGAUUAUGAACUUGCUAGAGAUGAGAUGGAACAAAAAUUAAAACAGCAGAAUCAAAAUCAUCCAGACAUCAUUAACACAACGCAACAGUUCACAUGUAAAAAUAAUCGAGCGAGAGAUGACAAUCGACAACUUUUAAAUGUCAUCAUGGAUGCGAGAGAGAAAGAACAACAGAAAGCGUUCAUGAGUAGAGCCCAUUCAUUAGAACGCGAUGGUUUUCCAUCUCAACAGUUCAGUGGCGGCGUAUUUUUCAUGUCUGACAUGAUGAAUCGAACGUCAAAGUUCUCCAAACCAGACAUCAUGGCAGCCAUUGAAGCAAAACGAGUGUCGAAAAACGUUUCCGUUGACUCGAUGAUUGAUGUCGUGAUGUCAACAGAGCAAAAGCCUUUUCAUCAUCAAAAGCCUCGACAAAUCUUUCUACCAACAGCGGAAAAAUUUUCACCCCCGCAAAACGUUGCGUUCAAUAAUUUUAAGUUUAAAAAUAUAAAUGUAAAUCCCACGUUGUUCGAUCAGCAACCCCAACCGAGAACACAAUCAAAUAAUGGUUCAAAAGUAACAGACUUGAUUUCUGGCUUGUACUAA
Clunio marinus is the source of this 1953-nucleotide messenger RNA. The record is from the annotation of a GenBank genome assembly. Lineage: Eukaryota; Metazoa; Arthropoda; Insecta; Diptera; Chironomidae.